AUGAGUGACCUGGAAGACAUUUUAGUGGAUGAAGAAUACUUGAAGAGCGCCAAUACCGGUGAUAUGGAGCUAUCUCGUUUACUACCGUCUUUGCCAGAUCCACAUGAGUCGAGACGUGCCAGUACCGAUGCUAAUGACGCCCAAGCAUAUGAUAUCGGACAGGAAGAAGAUGAAAAAUGCGACGAGGAUGCUUCUGUGAGUUUGCAAGACACAAGAGACGUCCAAGAGGACAGUGUCUUGUUUGAUGACGAUGAGGAGGACAUUUUGUCACACUCGCAGCUUCGUAACGUUCGUAUAGAAAGAAGAGCGACAACUGACUACCAUACGGCGCGGAGAUCUCCUUCUUUCUCGAUGCCGUUGCAUGGUAAUCUUGUCGUGGAUGAGGAGGAGAUGAUGGAGAUGAAUGCUCGCGAACAAGAGCUGCUAGUGAAUAUUCAGGAGCUGCAGCGCCAAUUGUCCAUGGUACAGAUUCAAACGGACAAACCACAAGAGGAGAUUGUGCCGCCUAUGAUGGAUGCUAGACACCGAUUGAUUAUGGUUUCGAAUCGAUUACCGAUUUCCAUUCAACGCAACGAAGUGACCGGGGAAUGGAACUUUUCAAUGAGUUCAGGGGGACUAGUGACGGCGUUGAACGGUAUUCGAGACCAAGUACCGUUUAUUUGGAUCGGAUGGCUUGGAGAAGAGAUACCCCAUGAUGAACAGGGCAAAGUUCGAGAAAAAUUGGCGAGAGAGUUCAACUGUGUGCCCGUGUUCUUGUCCAAAGAAAUUGCUGCACGGUACUACAAUGGUUUUAGCAACGAUAUUCUAUGGCCGAUCUUCCACUACGUUCCGUUGCCACUUUUUCGACCAGGAACUGAAAAGAAGUUCGACUUUCGACAAUGGGACGCGUACAAGCUGGCUAACAAACGGUUUGCGCAAGCCGUAAACCAAGUGUAUCACGAAGGAGAUUGCGUGUGGGUACACGAUUAUCAUUUGAUGAUGCUACCUUCCUUACUACGAUCGCGACAUCCGCACUGUAAAAUAGGCUGGUUUCUUCACACGCCGUUUCCCACUGCUGAGAUGUAUCGAAUGCUGCCUGUGGGUCGAGAAAUUUUGGAAGGCCUUCUUGGAGCAGACUUGUUGGGUUUUCACACAUAUGAUUACGCUCGCCAUUUUAUCGAAGCCUGCGGACGUGUGCCAGGUGCUUCCACGUCUCCAAAAGGUGUUGAGCUUGGCAAUCACUUUUCAGCAAUAGGUGUAUUUCCAAUUGGUAUCGACCCAGAACACUUUGAAGAGAUUUUAGACUCGGACGCUACGCAGAAGCGCAUUCAGGAACUCACUGCAAAGUUUGCUGGGUGUAAAAUUAUUAUUGGAGUUGAUCGCAUGGAUUACAUCAAGGGAAUUCCACACAAAUUACUGGCGAUGGAACGUUUUCUUUCUCUGUACCCGGAGCGAUGCAAGGAUGUAGUGCUUAUCCAAAUUGGUGUCCCGUCUCGCACUGGCGUGCAAGAGUAUCAGCAUUUAGCAGCGAGCGUGAAUGAGAUGGUAGGCCGCAUCAAUGGAAGAUUUGGCACUCUAACACAUUCUCCUGUGCACUAUAUACAUCGCUCCGUGACUCCCAGUGAAUUGGUCGCACUCUAUCAUUUAGCCGACGUCUGUCUCGUGACGUCCAUCCGUGACGGUAUGAAUCUUGUGAGUUAUGAAUAUGUGAUGUGUCAGAGUCAAUCGUGUGAACCGCAUCGUGUAGGACCAGGUGUUCUCAUUUUAAGCGAAUUUGCUGGCAGUGCUCAGUCGUUAUCAGGUGCUAUCCGGGUAAAUCCCUGGAAUACCACCGAGACGGCAAAUGCGCUAGAAUAUGCAUUGGAAUUACCACUUAUGGAGCGGGAAUAUCGUCAAACGAAUCUCCAUCGCUAUGUGAAGACUCAUACUGCUAGUUUUUGGGGUAAGAGCUUUUUGUCGGAUUUGGAAGACGCCUCUACUUAG
Peronospora farinosa is the source of this 1962-nucleotide messenger RNA. The record is from the annotation of a GenBank genome assembly. NCBI's taxonomy places the organism in Eukaryota, Oomycota, Peronosporomycetes, Peronosporales, Peronosporaceae.